AUGGUGAAAAAUAUUGUCGUUUUGGGCGCGGGCGUCUCAGGCCUCACGAGUGCCCUCCUCCUUGCCAAAGAUACGAACAACUCGGUGACGGUCAUUGCGAAGCACAUGCCCGGUGACUAUGACAUUGAGUACGCGUCACCGUGGGCCGGUGCCAACUUUAUGCCGUAUGUGGGCCGCGCUUUUCUUGUGACGAUGUUUGUGAGGGUCAACAUGCUGACAGACGACGCGCAGCAUUACGCCAACCUCCCCGAGUCUGUUGAGGCCCUCGAAGCACAAGAGGCUAACAGCAGAUGCGCGCGUGCAGAGGUCAGGGUCUGGCGACGCAAGAAGGACAUGGCGACUGGCAAUGCCUACGACGGCCUCUUCGCAGAGGACCCCUGGUUCCGUCAUCUCUUCGACGACUACCGCGACCUGAAGCCCGAGGAACUGCCGGCCGCCGCCCAUUCCGGUAGCGAGUUCGGCUCUGUGUGUCUCAACACGGCGCUUUACCUGCCCUGGCUUGUCGGCCAGUGUCGCCGUUACGGCGUCGUGGUCAAGCGUGCCGUCCUGUCGCAUAUCCACGAGGCAAAGGCGAUGCAUCACUCGGGCAAGCCGGCAGACUGCAUCGUCAACGCUAGUGGGCUACUCGCCUGUCGCCUAGGCGGCGUUGAAGACGCCACGGUCAUCCCGGCAAGAGGCCAGAUCGUGCUCGUCAGGAACGAGGCGACGCCGAUGUCGACGAUCAGCGGGACGGAGGACGUGGCGACGGAUGUAAGUUACCUCAUGCAGCGGGCAUCGGGCGGCGGCACAAUCCUUGGCGGCACGUAUGAGAAGGGUAACUGGGAGGCCAACCCGGACCCGAACACGGCGAUCCGUAUCAUGAAGCGGUGCGUCGAGCUCAACCCGACUUUGACCAACGGCAAGGGCAUCGAGGCCUUGGACAUUGUCCGACAUGGCGUCGGACUACGGCCCACGAGGAAGGAUGGUGUUAGGCUGGAGACGGAUACGAGUAUUUUCGAGGACGGAACGCCCGUGGUUCACAACUAUGGACAUGCUGGCUGGGGAUUUCAGGGCUCUUAUGGUUGUGCUGAGCGGGUGGUGGAGCUCGUCAACGAGCUCGGUCAGGCCAGCAAAGCGAAGCUUUAG
Verticillium alfalfae VaMs.102 is the source of this 1125-nucleotide messenger RNA. RefSeq names its product D-amino-acid oxidase. Gene Ontology annotation, molecular function: D-amino-acid oxidase activity; FAD binding. The transcript is spliced from 3 exons. The coding region runs from base 1 to 1125 and encodes 374 amino acids. The record is from RefSeq and is a predicted model, not a curated record. Lineage: Eukaryota; Fungi; Ascomycota; Sordariomycetes; Glomerellales; Plectosphaerellaceae.